Messenger RNA from Lathyrus oleraceus (garden pea), 1471 nucleotides. RefSeq names its product putative FBD-associated F-box protein At5g56440. The record is from RefSeq and is a predicted model, not a curated record. Bases 110 to 1288 code for a protein of 392 amino acids. The transcript is spliced from 3 exons. NCBI's taxonomy places the organism in Eukaryota, Viridiplantae, Streptophyta, Magnoliopsida, Fabales, Fabaceae. Gene Ontology annotation, molecular function: protein binding.
CCCUAAAAUUUGUUUAAAAAAAACUAAAACCCUUCAAAUUUUGGUUGAGGGAUGGCACCGUGAAUAACACCGGCAAAGAACAGUUCCGGCCGAAAUUUCAACGGCGGCGAUGGAUAGGAUCGGAACUUUUCCCGACGAGAUCCUCACCCACAUCCUCUCAUUCGUUCCCACCACACAAGCCAUAGCCACAAGCAUUCUUUCAAAGCGAUGGAUUCAUCUAUGGCGUCACGUUCCCCUUCUUCAUUUCAGCGACACGAGAUUGAAAAACCUAGCAGACAAUUAUCGCUUCAACGAAUUCGUGUACAAAAUUAUACUCUCCCGAGAAGCCGCCGGUAAUCAUUCCAUCAACGGUUUCUUCCUCGACAUUGAAUAUUUUUACCCUAAACUCGCUUUUUGUCCUAGCAAUCCCAAUAUCACAAAUUGGGUGGAUUAUGCAGUUGAAUGCAAUGUUCAACAUCUUGAUCUCUAUCUCGAUGUUCUUCGUAAUGUGGAUAAACAUCGAAAUCGAAAAUUCCCUAAAUUGCCUUUUAGUGUAUUCAAUUGUAGAACCCUAGUUUCUCUCAAGCUUCAUUGGUUCCAUGUGAAGGAAUGUUUUUCCUUUGAUUUUGUUGGAUUUCCAUCACUUAAAGUGCUUCAUUUGAAAGAAAUCUACUUUGAUGAAUAUGAAGAAUUUAUUUUGCUUCUAGCUGGUUGUCCUGUUCUUGAAGAUUUAGAUGUAUUUGAUGUCAAUUUUGGCGGUUUGGAAACUCUUCUUGAGUUUGAUAAUGUUUUUAAGAGCUCAAGCUUAAGCAAUUUGACUACAGCAUAUAUCAGAGGCUGUUGUUGUGAUUUUUGGUUGAAAGCACUUUCAAAUCUGAAGUUUCUGAACAUAGACUUUUUGAAGGGCGAUGGCCCUAAUAUUUUCCCUAUCUUCCAUAAUUUGACCCAUUUGGAGCUUAACUAUGAUUGGUAUAGAGUUGUGGAAGUGCUCCAACACUGCCCUAAGCUUCAAAGGUUUGACUUUCAUCAGAAGUUACCAAGUGGUUCGGAUGAGUACUCUAUAGAAAAUUGGGAAGAUCCAGAAUUUGUUCCAUGUUGCCUUUCAUCAAACCUUACAACUUGCACUCUUUGGGGCUUUUCACUCACAAGCUUACAAGGUGAGUUAACGGUAGCAAGAUAUAUUCUAAAGAAUGCAGCUGUUUUACAAACCAUGAUAAUUUGGUGCAUCGGGGAACGAUCACCUGAAUUAGAAAGAAAUUUGUCCUCAUGCCCUAGGGCCUCUGCAACAUGCCAACUUUCAUUUAAUUGAUAUUGUAUAUGAUUGUUUCACUUUCAUUAGCUUCUAUUAUUCAAUUUUUAGAUUUUGGUUUUUAAACUAUGAGCUAUAUAGGAAUGUCAUAGACGUUGUCUCGGUGCAUAAGUUAGAGACAAUUGAUCCUUAAAUGAUUUAGCCUGUACUUGCAUGAUCUUGAUGAAGACUUGGUUAUUGACA